AUGUCAAAUAACCCUUUUAAAGUGAUUGUUGUUGGUGGUGGACCAGUCGGGCUAACCGCUACUCAUGCGUUGUAUUUGGCGAACAUCGACUUCGUUGUUUUGGAAAGGAACGAUGAUGUUGCCGUCGAUGUGGGAGCUAGUCUUGCACUUGGGGCUGAUAGCAUGCGAUUCAUGCAACAACUAGGCCUGCUCGAUAAGUUGUUGUCGAUUGGGGAGAAGAUAACGAGGAACAAAUCAUUCACAAAAGAUGGGAAAAUGUUCGCAGACAGUACAGCCACUGAAAUGACGCGAGAAAACUUUGGCCUUGAACCUGUCGCGUUCCAUCGAGCUGACCUUGUUCGAGCUUUGCUAGAGAGUCUGCCAAAGAGCAUAAGAGAGAAAUACUUCCUUGGGCACAAAGUUGUCGACAUUGCAACCAGCGAAACAGGCGUAGUCGUUACUUGCGCCAACGGGAAGACAUUCUCUGGUUCUAUGGUGCUUGGAGCUGAUGGCGUACACAGCCAAACGCGAAAAGUAAUGCACAAACUUUGCUCUGAGAGUAGAUUUUCAGCGUACAGAAACCAGGAACCGCCCUUCUCAGCGAGUUACCGAUGCUUGUGGUCAAACAUCCCACGGCCAUGCGAAGCUGGGCAGGCAUCCGAUACCCAGAGCAAAGACCGCUCCAUCAUGUGGAUCGUCGGUCGUGAACGUGCUUGGAUAUUUCUGUACGAGAAGUUGCCACAGCCUACGAGCGAUUCCAAGCGAUACACCAAGGCGGAGAUGGAUGAAUUUGCAACUAGUUUCGCGAACUGGCCAGUCACUGAGAGCUUGAAGAUCAAGGACGUCUACAAUAGCUCAACUGCAGGCAUGUCGAACUUAGAAGAGGGCAUACUCGAGCAUUGGAGCCUGGGAAGGAUCGUGCUGGCUGGCGAUGCUUGUCACAAGUUUACACCCAACGCAGGUCUCGGCUACACGAACGGGAUCCAAGACAUAGCCUUGCUCGGCAAUUUGCUCCACAAUGCUGUCAGAUCAUCCCCAAACUCAGAGAUUAUUGAGCAUGAUCUUGAAGAGAUUUUCAAGGAGUAUCAGGCUGCCCGGAAAGAGAAACUCAAGUUCGACUGGAACAUAUCCAGUAUCACAACACGAGGUCACGCCUGGGCAAAUCCAGUUUUCUGGUUCUUCUUUCGAUUUCUCAUGCCUUUGUAUGUUAUCCAGUGGAUCAGGGAAAACUAUGUUGUACCCUCACUCGUCAAGCAAAGUAGGGUUCUCAAUUAUGUCUUUGGUGAAGAGAGCAUCAAAGGUCGAAUUCCAUGGAUGUAUCCGAUCCGUCCCAAAGAGCAAUAG
This is a messenger RNA of Bipolaris victoriae FI3, 1323 nucleotides long. RefSeq lists its product as hypothetical. Lineage: Eukaryota; Fungi; Ascomycota; Dothideomycetes; Pleosporales; Pleosporaceae. Gene Ontology annotation, molecular function: FAD binding. The transcript has 2 exons. The record is from RefSeq and is a predicted model, not a curated record. Bases 1 to 1323 code for a protein of 440 amino acids.